UAUUUCUCAACCUGGAUAAUCUUUCCUCAGAAAUGCUUGAAGCGCACUAAGUGGGUUUAGGGAUAAGCCAAUUUUUGUUUAGUUCCAGUGCUAUAAAUAUGUAGACUCCCGGUCUCUUUAUAUAGCUGUAAACUGGCUUGACGUUAAAAACGGACGUGGAAAAAUGACCAAAAUAAGAAGAACAGUUUAUUAAGUUUCAUAAUUGUCUGUUGCAUGACACGGAACAGCCUGCUCCCAAGUUUAUUAUAGAUCUGUCCGAGUCUGUCCGAGUGUACACAGUCUGUUUAAAGACCCCAAAGCGCUUUGAGCUUUUAGGCUUAUCGACUUCCUCUACUUCCCACUAAGGGCUCGAAUAUUUUAUCUGAUUUUAACUUCGCCAAAUCCUGUCAAAUUCCUGUUGCUCGCUCUGGGCAGGUGCAGCAGGCUUCUACAGGUAAAUAUCUCCGUGCAAAUAUCAUUCGUGCUUAGACAUUGUGGAACAUAAUUAGCCGCCGAUGAGCAGACAUUACAACCCACGGCAGUUAUAAAAAAAUUAUAAUCUUCGCCUGGUCGGUAGAUACGGCUUUAACCCGAACGCAUGUCACGGAAUACCGUUAUUUGAAGACUGGCUUAACUCUUGUCGGCUUAGAAUUAUCCUGCCAGCUAAGCCACAAAUAGUGGUAUAAUCCCCUCAUCAACAUUAGGGGCAACGGUUCUGAUUGUUUCCAAAUCUUGAUCACGUCCUAUAAAUACUGUGCUCCACUCAAAGCACUCUGUCUCGUGAAGUGAAAGGCAUCAUCGUCAGAUAUCUACUUUGUUGCAACACUAUGGAGUUCGCCUGGCCUGCAUUUUCCGUUCCAGCCUGUUUGGGUUGUCCUCAGUGUCUAAUGUCAAGGCUAAUGGAAGGACCACCACGAAAGCAGCGGAGGGAGCGGACAACUUUCACAAAGUCUCAAUUAGAAGUUUUAGAUGAGCUGUUCGCCAAAACAAAGUAUCCUGACAUCUUCAUGAGAGAGGAAGUGGCCAUGAAAAUAAACCUCCCUGAGAGCAGGGUGCAGGUUUGGUUCAAAAAUAAACGAGCCAAAUGUCGCCAGCAAAACAAGCAGUCAGCGGGAUCCCAAAGCAAACCAGGUACGCUGAAGAGAAAAAUUCCCUCCCCACCCUUGCAAGAUCCAGUCAAGCCGGCAAAGAGAAACACGCCUCCGUCGCAAUCGGAUCAAUCAGUCAAAAAGUUGUCUCAUGAUUCGGUCGAUUCGUGGCCGCAACAAAGCAUGAAUACAGUGGAUCAGAACAUGAAAACAAUGUUAAAAAUUCAGAGGAGUGGGCUAUACCCGCCCUCAACUGUAGUCAAUGGCCACAGGCCCGCAUCGUCACCAAGUACGCUGCCGUCGCAGUUUUAUCCGAUCCACAAACCAGAUUUUCCGCCGUAUGCAAAAAACAUACAAAUGGCUAACUGGAUGGCCAUCAACCAUACUGUAAAACCUGGUUAUUUUGCACCUGCAAUGAUAUGAUUUGUAGCCCAUUAUUUCACAAAGAACAAAGUAAAAACAAUAUUUAUUUACUACAGUAAUUCUAAAUUGGUAAAUUGUGCAGGAACAUUCAGAACAUUAACUACGACAAUAUAAGUAGACGCUCUUCAUUGUGUUGGUGUGACAACUGAAGACUCAAAUGGACGGGACCGCAAUGUAACGAACUUAUAGAUCCUGAUUUAAAACUCAGUCUUAUAUUUCGACUAUUCUUAUAUAGCCCAAUCUGGAAAAAGUCAGUGUACAUGUUAUGUUGCGUAGUUGUUUUCUGAGUUAUGGUCUAGAUAUUAAGAGUGAUUACUAAUAAAGAAUUUUUACUAGUAUUUGUAAA
Messenger RNA from Pocillopora verrucosa, 1836 nucleotides. RefSeq names its product homeobox protein OTX-like. Gene Ontology annotation, biological process: regulation of transcription by RNA polymerase II. Gene Ontology annotation, molecular function: DNA-binding transcription factor activity, RNA polymerase II-specific; RNA polymerase II cis-regulatory region sequence-specific DNA binding. The record is from RefSeq and is a predicted model, not a curated record. Gene Ontology annotation, cellular component: nucleus. Lineage: Eukaryota; Metazoa; Cnidaria; Anthozoa; Scleractinia; Pocilloporidae.